Molecule: messenger RNA, 6318 nt
Organism: Xyrauchen texanus (razorback sucker)
Lineage: Eukaryota; Metazoa; Chordata; Actinopteri; Cypriniformes; Catostomidae
Product: exocyst complex component 3-like
Exons: 13
Coding region: 171-2417 (748 amino acids)
Biological process (GO): exocyst localization; exocytosis
Cellular component (GO): exocyst
Molecular function (GO): SNARE binding
Source: RefSeq, a predicted model, not a curated record
UGACUAUUGGCUGGGCGGCACCAGGAAGACGCAACUGAAAAGGCAGUGCAUGAACGGAGUAAACUUAUAUGAGCAUAAAACAUCAAUGAAUCGCUUAUAACUAUCCAUAACGCUUUAAACAAACACUGUGGCCGGUACCUUUUUAACCCUGGCAUUUGGGGUCAGUUACUAUGGAGGAAACAAACCGAGAGGCCGUCGCCACAGCAGUCCAGAGGGUUGCCGGGAUGCUGCAGCGCUCUGACCAGCUAGACAAAGUGGAGCAGUACAGACGAAGAGAGGCACGCAAGAAAGCAUCCGUGGAGGCCAGGUUAAAGGCUGCCAUUCAGUCCCAGUUGGAUGGGGUACGAACAGGCCUCACACAGCUCCAUAAUGCUCUGUGUGAUGUUAAAGACAUCCAGAACUCUCUGGCAGACGUGAGUAAAGACUGGAGACAGAGCAUUAACACUAUAGAGAAUCUAAAGGAUGUGAAAGACGCUGUGGUACAGCACAGUCAGCUGGCGUCAGCCGUGGAGAACCUAAAAAACAUUUUCUCAGUACCUGAGAUUGUACGAGAGACCCAAGAUCUGAUCGAACAGGGUGAGAUGCUUCAAGCUCAUCGUAAGCUAAUGGAUCUUGAGUGCUCACGCGACGACCUCAUGUAUGAGCAGUACCGCAUGGACAGCAAGAAUGUAAUCGACAUGAACCUCAUUCGUGGCUACUUUGGCCAGGUGCAGGGCCUGUCUGAAGAGCUCUCCAAACAACUGUGGAUGGUCCUUCAGCGCGCCAUGGUCACCGUCCGCAGCGACCCUACCAUGCUAGUGUCCGUAAUUCGAAUCAUUGAGCGUGAGGAGAAGAUCGACCGCAAGAUGCUGGACCGCAAAAAGCAGACUGGAUUCAUCCCGCCUGGAAGACCCAAAUCCUGGAAGAACCGAAUGAACGAAGUCCUGGAGGGAACGGUGAGCGGCCGCAUCGAAAGCACGCAGUCAGAGACACGGGAAUCCGAUAAAAUGUGGCUGGUGAGGUUGCUGGAGAUCACCAGGAAGUAUGUGCUGGAUGAUCUAGUUGUGGUGAAGAACCUAAUGGUCCAGUGCUUUCCUCCACACUACAACACCUUUCAGGUGUUCUUUGACCUCUAUCGCAAAUCGGUGUCGGCACGAGUACAAGAGCUGGCAGCCGAAGAUCUCGAAGCCAAUGAGAUCGUAUCUCUUCUCACCUGGGUCCUCAACACAUAUAAAAGUGUGGAUAUGAUGGGUCAUCCCGAUCUUCAGCCGGAGUGUGAUGUGAAGCAGAUGGAGCCUCUGUUACCUGAAAAAGUGGUGGAUGAUUUGCUGGGCAAAUACCUCAAAACAUUUACUUCAAACAUCACAGGCUGGCUCCGCAAAGCUCUGGAAACAGACAAGAAAGACUGGCAGAAGGAAACAGAGCCUGAUGCCGACCAGGACGGCUACUACCAGACCAGCUUACCUGCCAUUGUCUUCCAGAUGUUUGAGCAAAAUCUUCAGGUGGCAGCUCAGAUCAACGAGACCUUUAAAGAGCAGGUGCUGAAGGUCUGUCUAAAGCAGAUGAACUCAUUCUUAGUAAGGUACAGAGAGGAGGCGAUCGCUUAUAAGGAGGAACACCUGAAAGUUCGUCAGCUCCCACAGUGCUACGUUCAGUACAUGAUCGCCAUCAUCAACAACUGUCAAACGUUUAAGGAGUCUAUAAACAGCCUGAAAAGGAAGUACUCUCAGUCGACCGAACCCACUCAAAACGAUGCUGCCAUAGACAAGCUUCUGAAUGAGGUGGCUAAAGAGGGCUGUCAGUUCCUGCUGGAUGAGGUCUUCUUGGACCUGGAGCAUCAUCUUAAUGAGCUGAUGACCCGGAAGUGGCUUACAGGCUCUCAUGCUGUAGACACCAUCUGUGUCACCGUGGAGGACUACUUUAAUGACUUUUCCAAAAUUAAGAAGCCCUAUAAUCAGGAAAUGACAUGUGAAGCUCUUCGGCGUGUCGUGGUGGAGUAUCUGAAGGCCGUCAUGCAGAAACGCAUCUCCUUUAAAAAUGCAGACGAGAGGAAAGAGGGAGCAGACAGAAUGAUAAAAGAGACCGAGCAGUUCAAAUUCCUCUUCAAGAAACUCUCUGCUGGAGAAGACACAGACCGGCUGUGUGAUUCCAUCAGUUCCAUCGCUGAAGUCUUCAAACUGACUGACCCUGGACUGCUGUACCUGGAGGUGUCCACCCUGGUGUCCAAGUAUCCUGACAUCAGAGAGGAACACAUUGUGGCCUUGCUCGCUGUCCGUGGUGAUGCCAGUCGAGAAAUGAGACAGAUGAUCAUAGAGACACUAAACCAGAACAAGCCGGCUUCUUCCUCCGUCACUCAGCCUGUCUUCCGAGACAUCACCGUGCCAACCAUCACCAUGACAGCCAUGACAGCCAUGACUGUACCUAAACUGCUGAAAUAAUAUGACCUUUGACCCCUUUAUUAAGCCACUAACAGGCCACAGAGGGGAGGGUUGACUCCCAUAAUGCAGAAAAUUUGCUGCCAUCUUAAUGGAAAUAUCUCAGUGACGUUUGAACAGCUGCAGCUCCUGUUGAGAUGUAUGUUACCACAUACAGCUUCAUUGAUUUAUGACUUGAUGUACUGUAAUGUUUGUGGUAAUGUUUUUUUUUCUUCUAACGGGCAAUUCUGGAUGUAAUUGAAAUGGUCAUAAAAUCAAUAGACCAAGAAUUAAGGGGAUAGUUCUCCCUCACCCUCAUGUCGUUUCAAAUGCAAAUUACAUUCUUGUAUUCGUGAAACACAAAAUGAGAUGUUUUGAAGAACAUCCAAGCUUCUAUUUUCCAAUCAGUGACCAGGGGCGUUAAAGCACCAAAAUGGACAAAACGUCCCAUAAAAGUAGUCUAUAUGAUUUGUGCAAUAUUCCUAGUCUUCUGAAGUCAUACUAUAGUUUUGUGAGGGGUUUUACAAAGCCACUUGGUGGACAGGGAAGACAUUUUUUUACCAUGGCUUUACAAUAGUUAUAUUAUAGUUACCAAUACUGUAGUAACCAUGUUUAUUUUUGUUUUGUUUUUUCAGAAUCCAUGGUUUGGAUACAAUUAGCCAAGGUUUUAUGACAGUAAUGCUAUUGUAUUCAUAUUGCAACCAUUGUUUUACUGUAACAAUAUUGAAGAGUAAUACCAUGACUGUAGCAACCAUGGUUAAUUUUGUGGUAAUUGUAGUUUUAUUAAAAAUGCCAUAGUUUAACUAUGGUUAAUGUAUUAUUUUCAGAAGGGUUAACCAUGGUUUUAGUUCUUGAACUAUAGUACUUUUAGUGAAACCAUAACCCCAAAAACUGGCCAUGGUUGUACUACAGUCACCAUAUUUUAAACAUGACAUUCGUGUUAAAAAUGUAGUUAUAAUACAGGAAAACUAAAACUAUGGUAAUACAAAUUACAAUCAUGUGCCAAAAACAACAACUAACAACGUUUUUAUUUAUUUUUUAUUUACUAAACUAACACCAUAGUUCAUUUGUGAUGCAUGUUACAGGUGGACCGAAUUGGAUUUUGCCGAUACCGAUAACCUAGUUGGUCGGAAAGGCAGAUAACCUGUUAAUCGGAUAAUAGUUUUUCAAAUCGAUUUAUAGAAUGUCAAUCAUUGUUAUUAUUCUUUCCUUACUAUGAUGGGCACAGACAAAGGGACCUGAAUGAAUAUAAUCCCAGAUGCAGUUUAUUGUUUAAUCAUAAUCCCAAAAUUCAGAUUGGGUGCUUAAUACAGGACUUUUAAGUAUAAACAUGCCCGAAACACACACUUAUUUUGAAAUUUUGAAAUUCUGAAAAAAUAAACCAAUAUCAGCAACAAUCAGCAAAGAUUUUUGCAGGUAACGACUACUGGCACAGAUUAAUUGGUAAAACUGAUAUAUCUCUAGUAUAUGUACCACACUCCAAAAAUAUUUCUGCCUAUAUUUUAUAAUUUCCUAACAAAAUUCCAUCAAAUUGAAUUGUGAAAUUUGUACAAAAUUAACUUUAAUAGUUAAUAAUUAAUCAAUUCAAAUUUUUGAAAUUGUGUUAUGAAAUUGAAAUGUGUAAAUCUUAAAAAUAUUGUAUUUUUUUUUUAUGCAUGUUCUUAAAAAAAAAAACGUUACUGCAGGUUUACUAUUGUGGAACUAUGGUUUUACUUAACUCAGAUUAACCAUUGUGUUGCUUGUAAAACUAUAGCAACUUUUGUCAGAUUUUUACUUCCAUAGUUUUGGUUUUCCCUUAAUUAUUACACUGGUUUUGCUAUGAAUAUCACAGUUAAAAUGUAGGAAAGCCAUGGUCAAUCUUUUGUUCAUGGUUUUACAGCAAAUAUGGUUACUGCAGUAAAACUAUGGUUAAGUUAUUAUGUUUUAACUACAAAAACAUUUGUUCAGCUAUGGUAACUGUAGUAAAAUCAUAGUAAAUGUUUUGAGAUGGAAUGCAAAACUGUCCGAAAAUAAAUUCCCUCCCUGUCCUCUAAGGGGCAAGAGAUGUCACUUGGAUUCUGCCACUUUUGUGUAGUUCAUUCACAUGAAUAAUGUACAAUCACCGUUUGAUUUCUCUACUGCUAGAGUGUGUCCUGAUGGUUGCUAUCAUGAAUUCCAAUGAACCACAGAAUUCAUUAAUUCUAGCAUGUCAGUUUUCAUUUCAAUAAAAGUCUGUCUUCAGGAACACUGAUUGAUGCACACAAAAUUAUUUAUGAUAUUGUAUAACCCAAAGGUCAUGUCUGUUUGCACCCACAUGCCCCCCUGAUCCUGCAGUGUCUGCCAGCUUUUGUGGCCAUUCAUAAUUUUAAAAACGUAUCUCUCCUCAUUUGCUGGGCUCUGUGUGCGUGCCAGUGGAGCUUGUAUCUGAGCGUUGGGCUGCUGUAUGUACAGGGGGAGGAGAGGGGGUGGAUCACCUGCAGGACUGCAGCUGAUUCCAGCACGCAAGCUCACGACAUCGGCUCUGAUCACAGGAGUACAUGCACACUCUGGGGCAGGGUGCUCAGAAAUCGAUUUGUAACCUUCACAUCAUUUAUGUAAUUUCAUUAAUUAGACUGUGUUAAUCCCAAAUGUUUGGAAUGGAAUUGAAUACUAUAGUACUUGCUGACCAGUGAGCAGUAUGUACUGUAAACUGCCUACUAUUAAAAAAAAGUGAGUGAGUGGUGGUGUUAUCACAGAAAUACGGUUCAUUUGCAUUCAUUAUUUAGUUUUUGCUGUUUGAUCAAAGGAGUUGAGAAAAAGGUUAAUUGUGGUUGAUAUUGUUGUGGUUCAUUCUUCACACUGGAAAUGGUGUCAGGUAUUAAACUAAAGGUAAAGUUCAGUGAAUUGUAUUGUACGUAUUCCACGUAAUCCAGUGUGCUCUGAUUGCAUAAUUGACAUAUUGGCAAGUGUAGUAGGUCACAUGGGUUAUAAAUAAAUACAGAAAAAUUGCUUACUGUGUAAUUAAGAAAUAGUAAGUGAAGUAUGCCAUUCUGAACACAGCCAGUUAGGGUUUGGCAUCUAUAUAUGGUGGUGGCGUAGUGGGCUAAAGCACAUAACUGGUAAUCAGAAGGUUGCUGGUUCAAUCCCUGCGGCCAUCCCCAUUGUGUCCUUGAGCAAGGCACUUAACUCCAGGUUGCUCCGGGGGGAUUGUCCCUGUAAUAAGGGCCCUGUAAGUCACUUUGGAUAAAAGCGUCUGCCAAAUGCAUAAAUGUAAAUGUAAAUAUAUCCUUUUUCCUUACACUCCUUUUAUAAAAUUCCAACUAACAAAUAGAAUUGUGUUAUAUUUAACUAAAUUAAUAAAACUUUAAAUAUUACGUUUAUUAUGUCAAAGUAAAAGAUUACUUAAUUACAUUUUAAAGAAUAUUUGUUUUAAAAUUAAAAUGUGUAAAUCCUAAAAUUAUCAUUUACUCCCCCUCAUGCCGUCCCAGAUGUGUAUGACUUUCCUUUUUUUGCUGAACACAAAUGAAGAUUUUUAGGAGAAUAUUUCAGCUUUGUAGGUCCAUACAAUGCAAGUGAAUGGUGACCAAAAUUUGUAGCUCUAUAAAGCACUUAAAGGCAGCUUAAAAGUAAUCCAUAAGAAUCCAGUGGUUUAAUCCAUGUCUUCUGAAGUGAUCCAAUCAGAUUUGGAUGAGAACAGGUCAAAAUAUGCCUCCUGUUUCACUGUACAUCUUGCCAUUGCAGUCUCUAGGCCCAAUCAUGUUUGUCUCUUAACAAAGCAUUUAAGUUCUACUUAUAAUGAGCAAUCUAAGUUCUGUUUUGGGAGACAGCGGCGAGCGUUAAUUAACAUGAUCAUAAAGGUUUAAGUUGCAACUUGUUAUCAGGAAACUCUAUAUAAUUUUUUUGUUGUAAUACACAUUCAUUUAUUCCCACUUAUCCUAUGUGAGGUUGUGAAGGUACUGGAGCCAUC